Linum trigynum is the source of this 1460-nucleotide messenger RNA. The record is from the annotation of a GenBank genome assembly. NCBI's taxonomy places the organism in Eukaryota, Viridiplantae, Streptophyta, Magnoliopsida, Malpighiales, Linaceae.
GCGAAUUUCAAUUUUCCUUUUGCACUUGACUAAGGAGAGCAAAUGAUCAAAUCAAUGGCCUAUCUCGACUGACUGGCCGUGAACGACGGUGAAAGGGGGCAAGUGUGGCCGGCGGACGGCGAUCCACGACGAGAGGAUGAUUCAAGCAGCUCUGUCGCCGGCAGUUGCUGUUCUUCCAUUCCCAGCAAAAAGGAAACUUCCACUUGCCGAAUUUCGCUCUUCACCCUACUUCCUCCAAUCCAGUCGUCGUUGGCGUUCAUCUUUCAAAUGUUGUUGCCGAGAAGGCGAAAGUGUAGCCGCCGAUCAAGCCGCCGACGUAGUUGAGGGAUUUUUAGUUCUUUCGCCGGAGGUACCGUGGAAUGAAGGGAGUACAUGGAGCAUCUUUGCUACGUACAUGUUUUCUCUGCACAUCCCUUUGGGUAUUGGUGGAUCGUCUAUUGCUGCGUACGUAUUGCGGCAGCCUGCUCUUGAUCCUGAGGCUCAAGUAAUAUCGCUACUUGUUGUCCAAACACUAGAAUUAGCUGGCGCUUUGCUUCUGCUUAGUACUGCCGCUAGGCCAGAACACAAGCUGACUAAUUUCUUCCAAGUCAAGAAAUCGGACAAAGAGAGAAACUGGGUGUUGGCAUCAGCUUUGGGCUUUGGGUUUCUUCUCCUCAUGAUUCUCCUGACAUCAUUAGUCACCAGCAUAUCAUCAGAUGGCGGCAGGGCAGCAAACAGCCCCAUAGUGAAGGAGAUCCUGCAGAGCAGCAACGCAGCAAAAGCUGCUUGUGCUUUUGUAUACUGCAUUACCACUCCCCUGCUGGAAGAAACGGUCUAUAGAGGGUUUCUGUUGAGGUCUCUCGCCUCCAGGACAAACUGGCAGCAAGCAGUGCUAGUUAGUUCUGCCGUGUUCAGUGCUGCCCACUUCUCUGGCGAAAAUUUUGUGCAGUUGUUCAUAGUUGGGUCUGUUCUGGGUUGCUGUUACUGUUGGACAGGGAGGUUGAGUUCUUCCAUUGCAGUACACGCUCUGUACAAUGCCAUCAUACUGCUGGCUACUUAAUGUGGUGUCUUAUUAUGAAGAGCUUCAAGUGAAAGAAAAAAUGGCAUUUCGAAUGGCUUCCCAGAUUGUGGUUUUGAGAAAAGCUUCAACUGUUUGUAAGUCACGUUCAGUUCACUGCUACAAGUUUGGUCCAUCUUAAUGAUUGAUCGUGUGGGUGAACUGGCUCUUGUUCUAUAUAUCUUCAUCAUAGUGGCAGAGGCAUUGAUGCAUUUCUGUCUGUGUUGGUUGGCCACUAUCGUAGCAGAGUCAUUAAGGCCAGUUAGGCAUCUGUUAGUGGUGCCAUGGACCAAAAGAUAAGCUAGUAAGCUAGAGGGUUUAAAAGGCUAAUGAUAGAUUAUCAUGCUAAAAUAGUAUUUGAAGAAGUGUGUAAGUGGAAGUGGUGGGUCAUUCCAUAAUGCGAACAUAAAUUCCAGGUGGCAAC